This is a messenger RNA of Acanthoscelides obtectus, 558 nucleotides long. Lineage: Eukaryota; Metazoa; Arthropoda; Insecta; Coleoptera; Chrysomelidae. The record is from the annotation of a GenBank genome assembly.
AGGUGUUCGGUUAGUGCGCCCCUCCUAUCCGCUCGCGUCCGCGUCGCGAUGCAUUCGCAUCCGUUGGCCGCACGAGCCAUCGCGCUGUUGCUCCUCCUUCAAGGAGGCGUAGUUUUCUCCGACGAUGCCGGAGGCGGAGCUGGAAACAAAGUGGCCGGCGAAACCUCUUCGGGGCCGGUGUUCGUCAAGGAACCGCCCAAUCGCGUCGACUUCUCCAACACGACCGGAGCAGUGGUGGAGUGUUUGGCCAAAGGCAACCCGCAGCCGGACAUCAUCUGGGUUAGGGCUGCGGACGGGACUGCUGUCGGAGAUGUGCCAGGACUUAGACAGGUCUUAGCUAACGGAAAUUUGGUGUUCACACCCUUCAGAGCCGAAGAUUAUCGUCAGGAAGUCCACGCACAGGUCUACGCUUGCUUGGCCAAGAACACAGAAGGAUCUAUCACUUCUAGGGAUGUCAAUGUUAGAGCCGGAAACCACCACAAUGACACCAGUGUAGGAUGUGCAUCAAGGGAACGUGGAAACAUCGAGAGUGUGUAGUAAUAUUGAUUGGAACUCCCC